Molecule: messenger RNA, 1133 nt
Organism: Physella acuta
Lineage: Eukaryota; Metazoa; Mollusca; Gastropoda; Physidae
Source: RefSeq, a predicted model, not a curated record
GGCUGCUUUGAAGUAUGCGCAGCCGACCCACUAUGUUACCAGUACACGUUUGAAAACGGCGCGUGCAGUUAUCAGAUUGUGAGUUUGGAUGUCAUGAACACAGUGGACAAUGUCGACACCUAUGCAUACGUCUACUGCAACUGUACUAAAGUCUGCAAAACUGGAAAAAAUCAAGUAAGAUUAGACACAGAAGCGACUACAAAUCAGGCAUGUUUUCAAGCUUGCUCCAACAACCCGAGGUGUUUUCUCUACGAUUAUUAUCAAGGUGCUUGCAAGCUGUAUGGAGCUGACGGGGAUGCCGUGGACACAGUGACCAACCAGAACACGCAGGCGUUCGUCUAUUGCACGUGUGAUACAGCAGUUUCCGACACAACGCAGAACCCAGCUACAACCACAGAAACAGCAACAACCACUCCAGCUGCGAUUGAACUGGAGGGUUGUUUCAAGGCGUGCUUUGUCAAUCCCCGAUGUUUCAUGGUUAGUUUUGAUGGUGAGGAGGGUAUAUGUGAAAAUAAUGUAGCAGAUGGAGACGUUGUAACCAGCACCGUCAACAGCCAGGCGUAUGUGUACUGUGAAGCAUGUGAUGAAACAACAACGACAGCUACAACGACUACCACCAUCACUACAAAAACCACACGAGCCCCAGCCCAGCGCUACUACGACUGCCACAGCUGUACCAGCGGCUGCAGCAGCAAGAAACAGAACUACCUGUGUCCUGCCAAUGGGAAAAUAAAGACUGGGACCAACACACGUUUUGCCAGGUGUAAGGGACCCUGCAUGUCUACUGUCAACAAAACACCUUUUGGUGGCGAUGUGGUACGUGGAUGUUCAGACGGCAAAUUCCCAGGUCUACGUAUCCCAGCCAAUGGCUGCCUGACUCACAAGAAGGGAGUCACGUGCUUUUGUACUGGUGACCGCUGUAACACCAGAAACAUGGUGCAGGAGCAGAGCAGGAUGGGAAAUGGAUGGUGGAUUUGGCGUGGACACCACUAAUAGGUGUAAAUAAGACCAAAUUGAUGAAGCGGCGAGAUUUUCUUUGUACAAUUAUAAUCACUUUCUAUAUUCCUAUCUUGUAGAUGUCUCACAUAUAGGGCAGUUUCACUUAUAGGACAUUGUUUUUACUACUAAAAAAA